CCGAUCACGCGUUUUUCUUACGAAAUCACUAACGGGUCAACGACCUCGGAAUUCAUAAAAUACAAUUACAAAUAAAUAAAUUAUUAAAUCAAUUUCUUUAGAGUCAGCGUCCUAAUUCGAAUAAUGCUAAAUCAAUGAAAAAUUUUUCAAUCGAUAAAUACGCAAUUACUUUAAUAUUUAGUAUCGUCAAUAUUUUAAAAUAUAAGUGUUCGCUACCAGUAUUCUUACUGAUAAAGUACGUGACAGUCCGAGUUCUUCGCAUUCGUGAGUAAGCAGGCGCGAAUAUUACACGUCUUUUUUAAACUAUUCCUUACAUCGAUAACUUUCGGUCGUGGUGACGCGCAACCCUAUCGAACGAUCCGGAUCGCACACGUGCAUUCGAAUUUCAAAUUUGUGUUCUAAUUUUUUGAAAGCGUGUAGCUGUCCGCCAUUUAAAUUUGUAACAAAAAGAAUAAUAUGAACAGUAUUUCAUUAAUGAUAAAUUCGUCUCGUUGUUCGGUAAAGUAAUUUUUUUACAUACCUACGUAAAAUCUUUACGGUAAAUAUCGUAGCCGGCGAGAUUUCGUCACCGGAAGGCGCUUUAGAAUUCUUUCUUCGAGAAUCUCAUCAGUAUUAUAGAGCAGUAGUCAGAAUGCAUUUAGUUCUGCUAUUCACCGUCGCGGCGCUGCUGGGCUCGUGCCAGUCCGCCCAUUUGAAUAAACACAUUAAGCUGCUUUCGGACAUCGAUAACAGUAUUGAGAAUGGUGUGCAAGCAAAAUCUGAUGGAUCUCAUAAAUAUUUAUCGAUCACGCAAGGCCCCCUACCGUCGUACGCACAUACUCCCGGAACCACUAUUGAGUUGACCUGCGAAGCUGCCGGAUCUCCAGCACCAUCAGUACACUGGUUCAAGAACGACUCUCCAGUCUACGAGUACGACGUCGAGUCCAACGAAUUAAUCGACUCAAGCCCGACAUCUAUUGCGAGAAUUUCCUCAACUCUCAUAGUGACGCGUACGACCUCUCAGGAUGUGUACACCUGCCUCGCCACCACGAGCUCCAAGACUGCGCGAGCCAGCACUGUGGUCUACAAUACAGAUAGCGCUACUGAGCUCUCGGAACGCGCUAAGCUGUUCCCGCUGAAGCCUCGCAUCGUGGUCUCCUAUAGCACCUACGUGGACAACAUCGGCAACAGGGUGGUGCUCCCGUGCCGCGUCAAGGGACACCCCAAGCCCAAGAUCACCUGGUUCAACGGACAGAAUGUGCCCAUUGAAAAGAACCCGCGCAUGAAGGUGCUUCGCUCGGGCGAGCUGGUCAUAUCCUCCCUCCUCUGGAGCGACAUGGACGAGUACACUUGCCAAGCCGAAAACGCUUUCGGCUCGGAGAAGGCUAAAACAUUCGUCUACCCCGCUAAACCCGAGUAGAAGAAAGAAAAAAAGAAGAAGAACCAAACGCGUCAUGUAUACUUAAUAUGGAUGUUCCUGUUAGAUAAGUUCGUAUUCGAUAAGGCCCAGUGCACACGGCGUAUGAGAAACGCUGCGUUCUCUUAAAAAAAAAAACGCUUCUAUAAACAGUAUUAUUUGUUUAACACGUUUUGAGUUUAAAAUUAUUUGAUUGGUAGCCGACGCUCCGAGCGUUGAGUUUUUUUUUUUGAAGGAUAUAAACACGCUGAUUACUUGUUGAUAGCAUCUUGUUGCAAUGAAGCAGUAGGUCCGAGAGAAAGAGAUAGAUAAAUGCAUUACUUUUUAUCAUUUUCUGUCAUUAUAAUGCUUUAGUAAUUCAGCAGCCAAGCAAUGCGUUUUUCUCCUACCAAACUAUUACGUAGAAGUACUGGAGGAGGCGGCGUGAUGAUGACGCGUUACUAUAUUAAAAAAAAAAUCCCAAUAAUAAGAGUUAUUAUUAUAAUUAAUACUUUAUUUCAGUUUCAAAAAAAAGCCAUAACGUCUUGUUAGUAAUUAUCACUUAUAAUCGAUGUUAGUGACUUAACUAUCAGACUAUCCAUUACAAUUUUUUUAUCAAGUUCCUGCUGCAAAGGCUAUUAAUUAGCAGACCUUCGAUCUUGCUCGGAUGUUCAGAAGACUAUUGCCAUAUCACGCACUCGACGCAAUAAUUAUUUACUAUAAGCACAAUAAGUCGUUAUUCCAGUGAACUAUUAGAUAAUGAUAUCGUCUUAUAAUUAUUUUAGUUGUUUUUUUUCAAUUGUCUGAUCAUUUACGAUUGAAUUAGGAACCUCUUUAUAUUUCGGAGUAGAUCAAAAAUGUUUAAAAUAUUUUUUGUUUUUGUUUAAUUUUUUUUUGUUUCUUAUAAAAUGGAAGCGUUAUUUGUCAGCUGGCCGCGGCGGCUGGCCCGCGCGUCCGUAGACGCAGCGUCUUCGCGCGCCAGUGUGCACACAGCUUAACGAUACGGAGCCUGCCUAUUUUUAUAUUAUAUUAUUAUAAAAAGUAUAACUAUUUUUAUAUCGUUAUCUUAAUUUCAUAAUGAUUUUAUGUUUUCCUUCGAAUAAUAAACAAUUAAAUAAAUAAAAAACAAUAUUUCUUGUUAUAAUCAACGAAACAUGUUUAUGACUGUUAUUAUAUUGCAUUAAAUACAAGAAAUAUUACAAAAAAAAGAAAA
This is a messenger RNA of Bombyx mori (domestic silkworm), 2588 nucleotides long. Its product is annotated as insulin-related peptide binding protein. NCBI's taxonomy places the organism in Eukaryota, Metazoa, Arthropoda, Insecta, Lepidoptera, Bombycidae. The record is from RefSeq and is a predicted model, not a curated record. Bases 632 to 1399 code for a protein of 255 amino acids. The transcript is spliced from 7 exons.